AUGGCUGGAAAGAGAAACAGAAAGGCGAGACGGGCUGCGCAGGCCAAGCCAAAUAACCGGAUCGUGUGGAGCGACAAUGAUCGUCUCGAACUUCUAGCGUAUCUCAAUUGGUGCGUUCAAUACGGCAGGCAUUUCGAAGACACCGCCAUCGACUACCUAAGAAGUACUACAGGCAAAGAUUUCACACAGCGACAGAUUCGCGACAAACUGAGAAGGGAGUGGGACAAACGGGGAUUAUGCAAAAAGUUUGAUGAUAUGUUUUCGCUUGGAACAGCGGGCCUUCGACCGCUUGAAGGGGAAAAUAUCUAUCUUAUGCAAAUACUCUCUAGGAUGGACCCUCCGCAAGAAGCCCGUCGCCUACGCAGUCAAUCAGCAGCUAUUGCUACACGGUCACGUACACUGUCAGCAACCCGAGCCACCAGCCAAAGGGAGGCAUUAGCGCCAUCUUCACAGACUUCGACCCCAAAAAGAGUCCCAAAAAAGCCGGAGCUCAAAAGAAAGUCAAAUGCCCCUUUCGAGUCAGUACGGCAGGAUCCACAAGGUCAUCAGAGCGAAGAUGAGCUGGCAGGAGGAGAGAAUUUAUGUGACAUUAAAAGUGAGACCGACUCUGAACUGAGCUCGAUCCCUUCGCCUACGUCAUCAGAAAUAGAGUUCAAAUUCGGAGCCAAUUUCCCUGACUCUCAAGAGGAGGCGAUUUCAGAUACACCACCUGCUUCUACGCCCCCAUCGACACUGGCAAGGUUACGAAAGGCUGAGGUUGAGUUACUAAAACAGAAAGGAUGUGUGGCGACACUGAUGAACCAAGUAUCCGAACUGCAAAACGAAAUCAAUGAGUUAUUUGAGAUUCAAAGGACUCCGGUCGCGGAACAAAUGCAUUUAAGAAGAAAUAUAUCUAACCUCAAGCGCAAACUUGAGGCCCGGGACGAUCUUCUAGAUGGCUUCAGCGCGUUGGAGACUGACUGCCUUGCAUUUGCAAAUAUCUCCCUCAAGGAAGAGUGUUACGGCCUUAAUCAGAAUGUCCUUGAUACAGCUUCACAGAUAUGCGAAUUGGACCCAAAAGAGAAUCUACCCGAGCCAGGAUCCGAGUUUUCAGAGUUAUCCCAGAGCUGGGCCAGGCGACUGAUUGGGACUGAUAUGGAUGGCCUUCUUGCAUAUGCGCAGGAAGCAGAUAUCCCAAAGUCUGAGCUUUUAGGUUGUUUGUUGGCAGCAGGGUUCUUCGAGCUUGUCUUUGAGUCUGAUUUCCCAGAUAUAUUGGGUAUCGAAUCGCCACUUUUGCAGGAGUACCGAAGACUUCUAGCAACAUCAUGUGAGGCCAUUCUACGUUCCAUAUUGACUCUGACUAACCCCCUGAAAUCAGUCGAAGGCAAACUUUUGCAAAAGUUUGACCUGGUUGCAACAAAGUCGCUUCUUUGUAAAUCUGACCUUCGAAAACAUCUGAUGUCAGAAAAGACAAGUUCGCUGUGUGAUUUAGUACUACAGAGCCUAGAUUCUUUUAUCCCCCCUGGAGUUCACGAUAUAGCCAAUCGUUUGUCGACUGAUCGCUCGCCACGCGGUCUCUCUGAAGAAGAAGACAAAGUUGUUACAGAUCUAGAGAACGAUCUGUCCAGGGCGUUAAGUAUUAAGCUGGAGCUUAGGCUGUCGUUAAGAAGGUUUAAAUACUUUUUCUUCAAACCAGGCACUCCGUUUGAUCCAGAGAUGAUGGAAUGCGAUUUAUUGCAAUCUAGACCCCCGGCAGCGGAACUUAAUGGACUCAAGAUUUGUCUGUUUCCGGCUUUAUUCUCGAUUCCGGAAAGGACAGAGGAGACGCAGGAGGACAUGUGGAAGCAUUCGAGGGCCUCAUCUUAUGGGCAUUUAACAGAGGCGAAGUUUGGGGAACUCAAGUCGCUUGGUCUCAUUACAAAAGCCAGAGUUUUACUCUAA
Fusarium graminearum PH-1 is the source of this 1920-nucleotide messenger RNA. RefSeq lists its product as uncharacterized. The transcript has 2 exons. The record is from RefSeq and is a predicted model, not a curated record. NCBI's taxonomy places the organism in Eukaryota, Fungi, Ascomycota, Sordariomycetes, Hypocreales, Nectriaceae. The coding region runs from base 1 to 1920 and encodes 639 amino acids.